This is a messenger RNA of Mycena indigotica, 2592 nucleotides long. RefSeq names its product putative vacuolar protein sorting-associated protein 16-like protein. Gene Ontology annotation, molecular function: actin binding. Gene Ontology annotation, biological process: endosomal transport; intracellular protein transport; vacuole fusion, non-autophagic. The record is from RefSeq and is a predicted model, not a curated record. NCBI's taxonomy places the organism in Eukaryota, Fungi, Basidiomycota, Agaricomycetes, Agaricales, Mycenaceae. The coding region runs from base 1 to 2592 and encodes 863 amino acids. Gene Ontology annotation, cellular component: lysosomal membrane; endosome; cytoplasm. The transcript is spliced from 12 exons.
AUGGAACGACCCUCGUCAAGAUGGCAGAUAAUGCCGGACGGGAAGACGUUCUAUAAACGACAGCAACUCUACGCGAUUCCCGGCAAGCUGCCCAACCUCAGUGACUACAUCGUGGCCGGAUGCCGCUAUGGUGGUCCUAUAGGUGAUUCAUCUCAAUGCGUGCCCCGCAGAGAGUUCACCAACGGCUUUACAGCACUCAUGCGCGACCAUACGAAGCUCGUGGCGCUUGGCCGGACGGGACCUAUCAGCACGAAAGCACAAGUCCAAAUAUACUCCCCUGCCGGCGAUGGAUUAUUACUCUUCACUUGGGACCAAGGAAAAAUCAUACGUUUCGGCUGGACGGCGGACGAGCGACUUGCAAUUCUCAAUGAAGAGGGCAUAUACCGAUUGUACGACCUACAAGGCGACUACCAGCAAUACUCACUGGGCAGCGAAGCUGGAGAGAUGGGUGUCAUUGACGCGCGGAUUCACGAUAACGGACUUGUUGCGCUGACUGGCUCGUUAAUGUUGUUGGAGGUCAAGGGUUGGGAGGGAGCUCGUCCUCUGACUCUGGCUAACCCUGGUCUCUCACAACCACCCAAUUCUUGGGCUGUCAUACCUCCCGACUUGAACAUUUCCCGACACGUCGAAGUCCUGCUUUCUGUCGACUCCACAAUCUUCAGCGUCGAUAACCUCGAAAGCGUAGACCAGCGCCUUUCCCAUGGUCCUUUUACACAUAUAUCUCCCGCUCCCAACGGCAAAUCCCUUGCCUUGCUGAACUUCAACGGAACACUGCUUGUUAUCUCAACCGAUUUCCAGCGCACGCUGGCCGAGUUCAAGACAAAGGAUGUGGUCGGGGCCCAAGGUCCUGUCCGUCAGGUUGAGUGGUGUGGCAUUGACGCGAUCUUGGUUACUUGGGACAAUAUGGUUGUGGUUGUUGGACCAUUUGGAGAUACCCUCGAAUACUACUAUACCGGACCCACUUUUGCUGUUACUGAACCUGACGGCGUUCGUGUCAUUGGGCCUGAAGUCUGCGACUUGAUUCAAAAAGUCCCGUCUGCUUCUACGUCCAUAUUCCGACCUGGAUCGACUUCUGCUUCAGCCAUUCUUUACGACGCAUGGGAAAGCUUCUCGCAACGGUCUCCCAAAGCUGACGAGAAUAUCCGGAGUAUCCGUCCAGAGCUCGCCUCAGCAGUUGACGAAUGCAUCGAAGCUGCUGGUCAGGAAUGGGAGCCCUAUUGGCAACGGCGGCUUCUCAACGCUGCCAAAUUCGGUCGAGGCUUUCUCGAUCUUCACAAUCCCACCGACUUUAUUAACAUGGGACAGACUCUGAAAGUGCUGAAUGCUGUGCGAUUCUUCGAGAUAGGGAUUCCUCUCACAUAUCUACAAUACAUCUAUGCGUCUCCGUCACAUCUAAUUACUCGACUCACAGCAAGAAACAUGCACCUUCUCGCGCUCCGAAUAUCCACGUACUUGUCCAUGAAACCUCACGCAGUCCUUAGACAUUGGGCUUCUGCUAAGAUCAUGCGUUCGCGGCCUUCGGCGACUGGCACUGGCGGGGAUGGGGACCUUGGUAGCGGUGAUGAGGAGGUUUGCAGAAUGAUUGUCGAGAAGUUUGAACAACUGGGCGGUGGCGAUGUUUCCUACGCCGAGAUCGCGAAGCGGGCUUGGGAAGUUGGUCGAGGGGGCCUUGCUACCAAGUUGUUGGAUCACGAGCCCAGGGCGUCAGACCAAGUUCCGCUUCUUCUGAGUAUGAAGGAGGAUCGACUUGCUCUCAUCAAAGCUGUCGAUAGUGGAGACACUGAUUUAGUAUAUCAUGUUCUCCUGCAUCUCCACAAGCGUCUCCCGCUGGGCACUUUCUUCCGGCUCAUCGAAGACGGCGGCUCGCAACUAGCACCUGCAAGUAGACUGCUUCAGGUUUAUGCGCGCGAACAAAAUAGGACGAUGUUGCGUGACUUUUUCUACUCGGAUGAUAGGCGUGUAGAAAGCGCUGUCCUAUCGCUGGACGAAGCAGCGACCAUGCAGGAUCCUACAGCAAAGAUUGACGCGGUACGCGCAGCUCAGAAGUUCUUUUCCGAGGACAAGGAUCGGAAUUUUGAAUCCAAGAUGAUGGAUGAAAGUGCGCGGCUACUCGCGCUGCAACAACAGCUCGAGAAGGAGGCUGACGGCAAGGUCGCGUUCUUUGGGUUGAGCAUCAACGAAACAAUCCGGGCCUGUGUCACCAACAACCUCGCCAAGCGGGCUGAUAAGAUCAAAACGGACUUUAAGGUGCCCGACAAGCGAUUCUGGUAUGUCAAGAUGCAGGCGCUGGUAGCGGUCGGCGACUUUGAUGGUCUAGACGCCUUCGCCAAGUCGAAACGCAGUCCGAUUGGCUAUGAGCCAUUUGUUCGUGCGCUCGUGGACGCGGGUCAUCCGAAGGAAGCAAUACCGUUUGUGGGCCGAUGUGAUUCGCCAAAACGUGCAGAUCUGUAUGUUGAAUGCGGAGACUGGCGACUAGCAGGGAAGGAGUGUAAAGAGCGGGGGGACAAGGCUAAGCUGGAAGCGAUCCGCCAAAAGUGCCCCAACUCUUUGAUUGCUCGCGAGUUGGACCAGUUAUUAAGUUCAAUGAAGUAG